Filobasidium floriforme is the source of this 1845-nucleotide messenger RNA. RefSeq lists its product as uncharacterized. Gene Ontology annotation, biological process: DNA repair; DNA alkylation repair. The record is from RefSeq and is a predicted model, not a curated record. The transcript has 7 exons. Gene Ontology annotation, cellular component: nucleus. Bases 129 to 1805 code for a protein of 558 amino acids. Gene Ontology annotation, molecular function: dioxygenase activity. NCBI's taxonomy places the organism in Eukaryota, Fungi, Basidiomycota, Tremellomycetes, Filobasidiales, Filobasidiaceae.
GCCGAGGACGCUGAUGAGCUGAUGAUGAUCGACCUCACACGAUCAGUUUGCAGCUUGCUCAUCGUCAUCGUCAGCGCCACGCCGAGCCCGUAUCAGCUACUAGCUACUAGUCACUUACCGAUCAUGCCAUGAAGAGGACAGAGGAACUGGCCGAGCUGCUUCUGCCGGCAAAAUAUCCUAAAAGGCAGCUCGAAGAGGCUCUCGAGCGUUCCAACGAGGAUGUAGGGAGAGCGGCCGAGAUCCUGCUGCUCGGAAUCGGUCCGAGCAAACAGGCUAAUCUAGGUGGAUGGCUCAAGCCCAAGUCGGAAGGGAUCAAGAAGAAGAGGAAACGAUCUGGAGGUUCAGACGACGAGCUUAAACCCGAAAUCCAUCGGACUGGACCGGUUGGAAAGGAGGACACCGAGCCAAUCGUGCUCAGCUCGGACGAGGAAGAAUGCCUUAUCCUGGGUACAAAAACCGGUUACCCUAAGAAGCCCGCAAAUGUAUCGAAGAUUCCACGGCCUAGCAAGAUUCUUUCUCUCGCAACGCUACAACAAGCUCCAUCACCUCCGAAACGUAACAUCGCUCAACCUCCGAUUGUGCUUACGACACCCCGUUCAAUCUCUUCGACCUUGCCUUGCUCCUUGGUACCUUCGCCGCUCUCAGCAGAGUUUGCGACCGCCUUGUACUUGUCACUAGUCGAAGAGUCCAAGAAGGAAGAAGUCAUCUCCGAGAUCGUCGAUGCGCGGGGAAACAAAACGAGCGUCAUCACCCAGGCGGGAUUCAGACGGCAUAAAUGGUUCUUGAACGGGAGAUAUGUCGUCAGUCCGCAUACGAGCGGGUAUUAUCGACUUUCAGAAGAAGAGGGCGGGGUGGAAAGCGGCGGAGAGUAUUGGUACGCCGGGAAGAAGGAACCGGAAGCUCCUGGCUUCCCUCCUCUUCUGAAAAGGGCAAUGGAAAUUAUCAAUCCCUUCGUGAACGAUAUCCUCUCUCCAACGCCCUCGUCGAAAAAUUCCGGCCUGGAUCCGGGAUGGAGGAAGGACGCUCGGGGUGGGCGAGCUGGACCCAAGCGUUAUGCACUGGAAUAUGAUGGACCUUGGCGGGCGAAUGUGGCUGCUGUAAAUUGUUACGCGGGAGGAGAGAGUGCUGUCGGUUGGCACGCAGAUCAAUUAACCCAUCUCGGACCUUACCCUACAAUCGUGUCUCUGAGUUUAGGUACACCUCGGUCGUUUCGCCUUCGACCCUCUCCCGACCCGGACAAUCCGUUGCUCGAUGUACUCGGGCGUCCGCUGCGAACCUACGAAGUCGUCCUGCCACAUAAUUCCAUCCUCAUCAUGCACGCCGGAUGCCAAGAACUGUACAAGCACUCGGUCGCUCCGCUCGGCAAGGGAAAGAGUUUGGAUCUUUUCCGACCAGCAUGGGACAUUGAAGGCAAUCCCGUCGAACCUGCCAAUCGGGAGAAGCGGAUAGAGAGGAUCAAUAUCACGUUUCGCUUUUAUCGACCGGACUACCAACCGAUUGCGAAGGGCGCUCGGAAAGGCACUCCGGUUUGUCGUUGUGGAAUACCGACCUUGUUGGGUGCCGAUCAGAAAGGAAAGGUCAGAGCGAAUAUGCGGAAGGAUACAAGCUGCGAUUCCGGCAAGUCAGCAGAUCCAGCAGACGAGAUAAUAUUCUUUUAUCGAUGUCAGUCGUCGAGCGCAACUGGCGACGUCAAGGGCUGCGGCUUCUUUCAGUUAUUAGAUUGCGAGAAGGAGGGUAAGGGUCCGAUGAUAAGUCAACGAGCGGAUCCUUCGAAACAUCAGGAAGGUCCAGAUCUUGUUUCGUAAUAGCGCCUUGACUCGAGCAAUCGUAAAUCUACGGAUACAU